AGAGCGCAGAGUGGCGAGCAGCAUUGGUUCUGAGCCAGACUGAAAGUCUGGCUGAAUGGAGGAACCCGUGUGCAGCAAAGCUUCAGGAUCAAUGGAGGACACGUCCCUUGGACAUUCUGUCAAUAAUGCCUCCUUCUCCCUGUGUCCAUCGGCUGCAACGCUCUACUUCCUCCCCUCCUUCUAUACCCUCCUCUUCCUCACUGCUCUGCCAGGGAACUUCCUGUCGCUGUGGGUCUUCCUGCGCUGCAUCCCCUCCAUCUCCCCCACCCACAUUUACCUUUCCCACCUGAGCAUCUCCAACCUGGUGAUGGCUGUCACCGUGCCCUUCCUCGCAGCGUACUACGCCUGGGGCUCCUACUGGGAUCUAAAACAGAUUCCAUGUCAGAUAGUCCUGCACGGCAUCACCCCUGUGCUCCACAUCAACAUCUACAUCAGCCUGCUGAUUCUCACAGGCGUGGCCCUCAGUCGCUUUGCCAUCCUCAUCCGUAACACCCAUGCCUCCAGGCCGAGCGCCUGCAUCCGCCUGCUGCCAAGCGGCCUCUUCUCCAGUCUCACGCAGAUCUCUUUUGCACACAGCAUGUGCGCCUUGCUGUGGGUGGUGGCGGUGGGAGGUAUUGUUCCAGUGACCGUUUACUACUCUGUGAAUGAAGCCAUGGAGAGUGCAGCCGAGGCAAAGAAAGGUGGCUGUAAGAAGGUUUGCUACAGCCCUGUGGUGGAACUAGGAGGCAGCGUGUCUUCCUCCUCCAGCAUUACCCUCAUCGUUCUGUUCUUUGCUCUCUACCUGGUGGUGCUGCUCUCUUAUGUGACCGUCCUGAAGCACCUCAGGCGCUCUCGACGCAACGCCAACAUCACCAGCUCCCAGAGCCUGCUGGCACGGGUCUCCCGGAACAUCGUGGUCAUCCAGGUGGUCCUCUCUAUCUGCAUGCUGCCCUAUCACAUCUUCAAACCAAUCGUCCUCACCCUGGCUUAUGACCCUCCCGCCCCGCAGCCAUCCUCCUGUCCUUCCAAACACUCCUGUCAUCCAAUCAACACCUUCAUUGAGGUGAAGAACUUUUUAUUCUUUCUUGCUGCUCUGAGAUCCUCCACUGACCCUGUGAUGUACUUCCUGUUGGACAGGACCUUUCGUCAACAGACCCUCAGGAUUCUGGGAAGCCGCAGGAAAGACUCAAAUAAAAAGCAGAUGGUUUGGUCAACUACAGAAGGGGCCAAUCAGAAGACAGAAAACAUGGGGGAGGGAAACAUGAUCUUAUCUAGUGAGGAGCUGAGAUGAGAAAGACGUUAUCAGAUCAACUGGGACACACCAGAUGUCUCUGACUGUCUCCGUUCUGAAAAUGUCAAAGAUGAAUUUCUGUAAACCUGAUUCUCCUCCACUUUGAUGACUGUUCAGCAUCCUGAAAUGUUGCCCAAAGGACUCAAGCGUUAAUAAAUGUUAUGGCUGCUUGGUGCAUUACUGUAUCCUGACCAGAAUAUAAAUGCUGAUUAGAUUUGUGAUCUUUUAGAUUAUGGCUGAAAUCUUGGUGUCAUGAUGGACUCAGACCUGAACCUUCAGAAGCUCAGAAAGGUCACUAUUACUAAGUUAACCUUUUAUAAUCUACCUCCCAGACCACUCAGGUCUUCUAGUUCCAGCCUCCUCUGUCCACCCAGAACUAGAACCAAACAUGGAGAAGCAGCAUCUAUGCUCCAUGGAUCUAGAUCAAACUCCCAGCAGACUUGAAAACAGCUGAAAGCCUGAGUUCUUUGAAGUCAGAUUAAAAACCGGUUAGUUUAGAUCUGAUGGAGAUAAUCUGGUAACUGAGGGAUUAUUAGUUUAAGGUUUUGAUCAAACUGUUUGAUUGGUUUUACUACCUGCUUCUAUUCUGCUUUUAUUUUCCUUCUGUGUUACUGUUUAAUUCAUGUAAAACACUUUGAAUUAUUCGUGUA
This is a messenger RNA of Cyprinodon variegatus (sheepshead minnow), 1920 nucleotides long. It is a transcript of the gene gpr82, whose product is annotated as G protein-coupled receptor 82. Gene Ontology annotation, molecular function: G protein-coupled receptor activity. Gene Ontology annotation, cellular component: membrane. The record is from RefSeq and is a predicted model, not a curated record. Bases 56 to 1270 code for a protein of 404 amino acids. The transcript has 4 exons. NCBI's taxonomy places the organism in Eukaryota, Metazoa, Chordata, Actinopteri, Cyprinodontiformes, Cyprinodontidae. Gene Ontology annotation, biological process: G protein-coupled receptor signaling pathway.